UUGAGAUUUCCAACGGUUUUUGUAAAUUUAAAUUACUUUUCAGGGUACAAAACUACGAGACAGAGUUGGUAAUCAAGUUGUUAAGCUACGAAAAAUCGGUUUUCUGUCAAAUUCCCUUAGUUUGAUUAACCAAAAGGUAUACUAGUUUACUUUACCAGUAUUAUAUAGUUAAAACAAACCAAAAUGAACCAAAAUAUGGACAAUGUCAUUCAAGACAACGAAUUUGACGAAAACUCUUCAGUUAUCAACGCUGUAUCGAAGCAAGAAGCUGGAAAAUCAGUAAUCAUGUCUAGUAAAAUACCUGUAUCUAUUCCGUAUCGACGUGAUCCAAAGAAGUUCUUGACACCAACAAAAGAUAAUUCAACAAAUUUGCAGAAAACGCCAAGCAAUGAAAAUUGUUCAAAUAAAAAGAUCCAGAAUUCAGGUGAUAAGUUCAAACAUGUUUCGUCUAAAGUAUGCACACAUUGGUCACCAGAAGAGAAGCAACGAAAUGGAUUAAAGACAUUUUUCCAGCGUAAAGAGAAACAUCAAACUUAUGCAGUUCCAUUAUCCCCAGAAAUCAUUCGUCAAGUUUCACGUGUUAAGACUAACCGUCGACAGUCACUUCCAGCACAAAUUACAUUAGAUCCAAUCGGAUUUGCAAUAGAGAGUCUUAAACAAAACCCAAUGAAUUCAUAUUCAUCAUGCAGCAGCAGCAGCAACUCAAGUUUUGUAUCACUUCCAGAAACUUCUACAGACCAAUAAUAAGUUUUGUGAUCAAAACAGCUAAGUUUUUACCAAAUAAUAAUUCCUAAAUCGAUAUAGUUAAAGCUCAAUUUUUAUGGAGAUCCUCA
This is a messenger RNA of Chironomus riparius, 833 nucleotides long. Lineage: Eukaryota; Metazoa; Arthropoda; Insecta; Diptera; Chironomidae. The record is from the annotation of a GenBank genome assembly.